GCAAAAAGUGUGCCCAAAAACCUUGAUAUGGAGUAAACGCACACCAACCAACUUGACUUGAUAUUGAGUCUUUGGCUGUGCGAAAAUCGUUUCAUUCUCCAGCGCCAAUAACUGAAAAGUAUGCACGAUUAUGACCGGUAAUACGGGUACUAGUUUGUGUUUAUACAUCAAGUGAAACGGUUGUCUUAAAACAGUUAUUGUGGGUUGUCUUCGGACCAUGCCAAUCACGGUAGAAAGUUUAGAAAAAAAAGAUGCAGAGGAAUACGAUCCUUUUGCGCACAGGCAAAUUAAGAAGCCGAACACAACCAUCGGAAGCUUCAUUCAUCUGGUGAAAGGGUCUUUGGGAACGGGCAUCAUGGCCAUGCCAUUGGCGUUCAAAAACGGGGGACUGCUAUUUGGUACGAUAGGAUCUAUAGUGAUCUGCAUCAUUUAUGCUCAUUGUGUGCAUUUGCUGGUUGGUACAUCGCAAAAACUAUGCAGGAAAACUCAAACACCGGUCCUAGAUUACGCAGGGACAGCUCACAAAGCAUUUGAAACUGGACCGCAGGGGAUAAAACCGAUGGCCAAAUAUGUAUCCAUCUUUAUAGACUGGAUGUUGGUGAUAGAUAGUAUACUAUCUAUUUGUCUGUACAUUGUCUUCAUAGCAGAAUCGAUGCAAGGCGUAAUCUACAACCAACAAGGUUUAGAUUGGGAUACUCGAAUGUACAUCUUAAUACUAAUGAUUCCCAUCGUUAUCAUCAUGCAAGUCCGGGAGCUGAAGCAACUUGUCCCAUUCACGGCAGUAGCCAAUAUGCUCAUCAUCGCAUCGGUGGGAGUUUCGUUAUACUUUAUCUUCAGCGAACCGAUAUCACUUGCCGACAGAAAUCUUUGGCCGCAAUGGACGACCUUUCCCUCAUUCGUUAGUACGGUCCUCUUUGCAAUUGCUGGAAUUAAAACGGUUCUUCCGAUCGAAAACAAGAUGAAGCAUCCAGGAGAUUUCCUUCGACCCCUCGGAGUCAUGCAGAGUGGUCUCGGGAUCCUGACGGUACUUUACGGAGUAACUGGGUUCUUUGGAUAUGCCCAAUACGGAGAAAUCACCAAGGGGUCGGUUACCCUCAAUCUACCAAGCGACAGCGGCUGGGCAGAAACGACACGGCUGCUAUCCGCCAUCGGUAUCCUAGUUUCUCUAGGGUUCACCCUAUACAUUCCGAUGGAGAUCAUCUGGCCUCGACUGGAAGCGAAGAUCUCCCUUAGGUGGCACAAUGUGGGACAGAUAACUAUUCGAACAGGAUUGGCAAUUUCGAUGGUUGGAUUCGCUCUUGUUGCACCUAAAGUGGAAUCGUUUAUCGGACUUCUAGGAUCGUUUGGAACAGCAGUGUUGUCAGUAUUGCUGCCGGUUACCGUUGAUACGCUGUACCGAUGGCCAACGGAUUUCGGUUGGUGCCGGUGGAGGUUGGUGAAAAACUCGGUGUUGAUAUUGUUUGGGCUUUUUGUGCUUACCGUGGGGACGUACUUUGGGAUAUUAGAUAUUGUUGCAAUAUAUAAAUGAGAAUAUUUUUCGUUAUUGUAAUUUAUGCUAAACUAGAAAAUAAGUGCUGGAAGUAGCAAAUAAUAUAUAAGAAAUUGACAUUUUUUACUAAGGAAGUUACAGAUUCACGUCUAGCGGUUCUGUUGAUGUCAUCCGAGUUUUUCUUUUUUUUCCAAAUACAUCAUAUAUUCAUUUGUAUUUCAAGUGCUGACUGGGGCCUUAAACCGGGUGAGAUUGAUUGCCAACAAUAAAACUACUAGCUGUCAUAGUCAUAUGAUUUACUAAUGUGUUAAUUAUUUCCGAAAUAA
Molecule: messenger RNA, 1815 nt
Organism: Aedes aegypti (yellow fever mosquito)
Lineage: Eukaryota; Metazoa; Arthropoda; Insecta; Diptera; Culicidae
Product: proton-coupled amino acid transporter-like protein CG1139
Exons: 7
Coding region: 218-1528 (436 amino acids)
Biological process (GO): amino acid transmembrane transport
Cellular component (GO): vacuolar membrane
Molecular function (GO): amino acid transmembrane transporter activity
Source: RefSeq, a predicted model, not a curated record